Messenger RNA from Pectinophora gossypiella (pink bollworm), 8315 nucleotides. It is a transcript of the gene kto, whose product is annotated as mediator of RNA polymerase II transcription subunit 12-like. The transcript is spliced from 48 exons. Gene Ontology annotation, cellular component: mediator complex. The coding region runs from base 138 to 7427 and encodes 2429 amino acids. NCBI's taxonomy places the organism in Eukaryota, Metazoa, Arthropoda, Insecta, Lepidoptera, Gelechiidae. The record is from RefSeq and is a predicted model, not a curated record. Gene Ontology annotation, biological process: regulation of transcription by RNA polymerase II. Gene Ontology annotation, molecular function: transcription coactivator activity.
ACGUCAUGAACGGAUUACACUUUGCGUUUUUCUUGAUUACAAAUUAAUUUUAUUAUUUUUAUGGUUUCUUUUUAGUAUUAUUCUUGGAUUUUUUACCUAGAAAUAAGUGUAAUCAUGUGUUUUUUACAUAGGUAUUAAUGAAAGCAGAUUCCCCAUCCACCGACACCAUGGGGAUCAUGUACGAGAAACGGCCGCUGAAGAGGCCGCGGCUGGGGCCUCCGGACGUGUACCCACAGGAGCCGCGCCAGAAGGAAGAUGAGCUCACCUCCACAAACGUGAAGCACGGUUUCUCCACUACUCCACAGUCCAGCGAUGAGUUUGGCACAGCUAGGAACUUCAACUACUCAGCUUCGAAGAUUGGACAGUUUUUCUCCAGCAUCUUAUCUAAGAAGGAGGAGCUGAACACACUACCGGACUGUGGCAGGAAGAGACAGCAAGUAAACCCCAAAGACAACUUCUGGCCAGCUACAGCCCGCACUAAAGCACAGAUUGAAGCCUGGUUCAAAGACUUGGCAGGAAGUAAACCCCUCUCACAACUGGCAAAGAAGGCUCCUAACUUUAACAAGAAGGAGGAGAUAUUCAUCACACUGACGGAGUACCAGGUGUCGAUGCCCCGGGCCGCCUGGUUCAUCAAACUGAGUUCUGCAUAUACUGUGGCCGUCUCUGAAGCCAAGAUUAAGAAGAGACAGUUGCCUGAUCCAACUACAGAAUGGACAACAACAUUGAUAAAGUUCCUGAAAGACCAGAUUCCAAAGCUGGCUGAGUACUACCAAAGCGCUGUCCCGGGGAGUGUGUCUGACAAAACACCGCCCUCACAAUCUGGGCAAGGCACCCCCAGCCACAACUCGUCAGGCAACCCGCCCGGCAGCUCCACUCCUAACAGCUCCACAGUGCCCAACUCCAUGCAUUCUCCAGGGAAUUCCAGCACUUUAGGGUCAGCGACGCCCGGCUCAGAGAGCACAGACUGGAGACAAGCCCUGAAGCUGUGGAACUACUGCUGUCGGCUGGCCAAACACCUGCUGGAUGAGGGGCUGCUGGACCGACACGACUUCCUCACCUGGAUCAUAGAGCUGUUAGACAAACGUCCGCCCGACGAUGGCCUGCUUAGGCUGUUCCUCCCCCUGGCGCUCCAACACAUGUGCGACUUCGUGUGCUGCGAGGGCCUGUCCCGGCGGCUGGCCACCAGCUGCGCCAAGAAGGCCGCCGCCAUCUGCUCCGUGCUCUCCGAGGCCACACUGCGCACGCUCAACCAGCCCGCCGUCUUCAACAAGCAGCCAGAACCAAACACCGCACCGAUGUCGCCGGCCCCUGACGCCAACAGCGACGUGAAGCCCAACAUAUCACAGAUCAAACGAUCAGCCACGCCAGCAGAGCAAAACCAAGGCACUCCCAACGCUCCAAUAGGCACUCCUAACCCCUCCCUUGGCACUCCCAAUCCUCUAGGCACUCCCAACCCUCCUCAACCAAUGGAUGUGCAGGUUAAAGAGGAGAAUGACUCGCCCCCAAGAGAUACCAAAGCUACUCUGAAUACUGUGAUAACAGCGGCUUUGAAUCCCGUGCAAGUUGGCUUCGGAGAGAUUCUCAACUGCGCGUACCAUAGAGACGUCAUUAUACAGUUGGCUACUGUGCUCCAAAUUAUCUGCAUCGAGUGCCCAGCAGCGAUGGUGUGGUCGGGCUGCGGGUCCCACUUGGCCGGGUCCCCACUGGACCUGCUCCCGUUGCCGCCGUCGGCGCUGCCCAUGCCACAUAUGGACUCCGCUGUCACCGAGGAACAUCGGCGUAUUAUUUACGAAGCUGAGCAAGAAAUCGCCACAAGAAGUAAAAAAGCUGAAAGCAAAUGGUGCACAGACAAGUGGCAGACAAGCUCACAAGCUCGAGUACUAGCAGUAUUAGAAGCCCUAGAUAGACACUGCUUCGACCGGGUAGACCCAAAUAACAAUCUGGACACGUUGUAUAAAGAGGUGUUCGCUAACUGUACAUCACCGCCUAAGGACUCCAACGCCGACGCUAAAGAUCCGGAAUGGCCGUGUUCGUACGCGGUGGUGAAGGUGUUAUGCGAGUGGGCAGUGUGCGGCGCGCGCUGGGGCGAGCACCGCGCUAUGGCGGCAGCCGCGCUGCUGGACAAGCGACAGCAACAGUUGCUGCAUCAACACCACGAACACCAUGCUACUGGAUCGGACGACAAAGAGUCGAUCAGCUCUGGUGCAGGACUGUAUAACGGGCCGCCGAUAUUUCAGAAUCUCCUACUACGUUUCCUAGACACUGAUGCCCCGGUACUAGAUGAAAGUCCCAACUCUCCGCCAGGAAAUAGACAGCAGUUCGCCAAUCUGGUGCACUUGUUUGGUGAACUUAUACGACGCGACGUGUUCUCACACGAUGCUUACAUGUGCACACUUAUCUCUAGAGGCGAUCUAAUAUCGCCUACGGAACCGACGUCAUCAGGGGGCUCCGCGCACACAGUAGCGCCUCCAGCCAACAGCACCGGGACUAAUCACAACAUGGAUGAUGAUAUAUUUAUUGCCGGCAUCGAUCUCAAACCAAAGAUGGAGGAGAACGUCCGUAUGGAUCUCGAUGACUCUAAGAUCGACGACGACCUGGACAAGUUGCUGCAGCACAUCAAAGAGGACCAACAGAACUCCAUGGACGCCCCCGACAGUCCUAAGGACCCGGGGGAGCCUUCUCACAGUGUAAAUUCUCCAAUGAUGGGACCAGGCGGUAUGAGCAUACCGAGCAUGCAGUCUAUGGGGAUGGGACCAAUGUCUGUACCAGGCAUGCGCACUACAAGCGCAGGCGGGUCGAGCGCGGGGGCAUCGACCCCUGUCUCCCGGCACUACCAUUACACGAUGCACUUCCCCCUGCCGCCCGCGGAGCCCGACCACACGCCGCACGACGCCAACCAGCGGCACAUACUGCUGUAUGGGGUUGGACGACAGCGGGACGACGCCAAACACGCUGUCAAGAAGAUGACCAAAGAAAUAUGCAAGUUGUUCUCCAAGAAGUUCUCUAUCGAUGUAGCUGAAGGUGGAAAAAUUAAGAAGCACUCUCGUAGCGAAUUUAAUUUUGAAGCUGUGACACAGAAAUUCCAGGCGAUGUCAAUGUACGAGCAGGGCGCGGUGUCGUGGGCCGUGGGCGGCGCCGUGUGCGAGGCGCUGGCCGCGUUCUCCGGCGGCGCCACCACGUACCUGCCGCAGCCCGAGCACGUCGCGUUCGCGCUCGACCUCUGCGAGAUAGCGCUCAACGUGCACGGACUUAUUGACACUUGUAUACAGAUAUUGAAAGAGCUAUCAGAAGUGGAAGGAGCGCUGAUAUCCCGCGGCGCGCCAAGUAGCGGACUAGCGGCCCCCCGCGCCUACACAUCAGCCCUAGCGCUAUAUACCGUCGGCGCUCUUAGGAGAUACCAUUCCUGUUUGUUGUUAUGCAUAGAACAAACAUCAGCAGUAUUCGAGCAGCUGUGCCGGCUAGUGAAGUGCGUGGUGAACCCCGGCGACUGCGGCUCGGCCGAGCGCUGCGUGCUGGCGCAACUACACGACCUGUACAAGGCCGCCGCGCAUCUCUGCCACGCGCCGCACGCAGACACCUUCGCCAAUGCUUACCCUAAGAUCAAGCAAGCUCUUUACUCUCCACUGCAGCCAACACCUUCGAACUACGUCUACAAUCCGCAAUUUUUGAGCGAAUUCUUCACGAAUCCUCGGAAAGGUAAAAUAGAGAUAGCGUGGGCGCGGCAAGUAGCAGAAUCUCCCGCCAAUAGAUACAGCUUCGUUUGUUCUGCCAUGUUGGCAGUCUGUCGCGAAGUUGACAACGAUCGGGUGAACGAGCUAGGUGUGGUGUGCGCGGAGAUGACGGCGUGGUGCAGCGGGCUGGCGGCCGAGUGGCUGGGCGCGCUGGUGGCGCUGUGCGGCGCGCAGCACUACCCGGCGGGCGGGGCCGCGCACGUGCCGCCGCCGCUGUACCCCGACCUGUUGCUGCACCGCGACCUUCACGACGCCGCCGCGCACGACGCCCUCGCUGUCUUCACCUGCAUCCUCGUCGCCCGCCACUGCUUCUCCCUCGAAGACUUCGUGCGGCACGCGGCACUGCCGUCGCUGCUCAAAGCGUGCGGCAGCAGCGGCGUGACCGGCAACCCUGCCAACGCGCCCUCCCCAGACACGGGCGCACGACUUACCUGCCAUCUGCUGCUGCGGCUGUUCAAGACUGUUGACACUCCACAACCAGGACUGUACAGCGUGUCCACGUCCCCCGGGCCAGGCGGCGGCGCGGCCGGCGUGCGACUAUCCUGCGACCGGCAUCUCCUCGCCGCUGCGCACAAAAAUAUCGGCGUCGGACCCGUACUCGCCACACUCAAGGCUAUACUGAUGGUAGGGGAUUCCACGGCUCGUGACAGCGGCAAGCCAGGUGGCAAGAAGUCUUGCGAGCUGUCCCAUAUACUGGGCACCAGUGACUCUGGGCCCACGGAUUCACAGCUGGACCUAAUGUCGAUGGUAGACUCAGAGAUGAGUGGGGGCCAUAGAACGCCUAGUGACAACAGGGGCAGUGGCGGUGUUGGCUCGACUCUGCUCGAUUCGUCGCAAUCUCUGUCUUCGCUCGCUCGGCGCGUGUUGGCCGAGAUAUGCUCUGAAGAGUGGGUGCUCCAGAAGUGUCUUCAAAACCCCGACGAACUAUACCAACCGGAUAUGUUGUUGGAUUCUAUGUUAACAAAUAAACAGGCACAAAGGUUGCUGCACAUGAUAUGUUACCCGGAUUCUGCAAGCCACACACACCCGGAUCUUGAUCAAAAAACUAUGAUUACCCGGUUAUUAGAGAACCUGGAACAGUGGUCGCUGCGCAUGUCCUGGCUGGACCUGCAGCUGAUGUUCAAGCAGUUCCCGAGCGGGUCGUCGGAGCUGGCCGCGUGGCUCGACACCGUGUCGCGCGCCGUCAUCAACGUCUUCCAGCAGCCCGCGCCGCCGCCGCCAGACAAGGACAGAAUGGGCACAGAACGCGGCGUGGUGAGCACCAGCAAGUGGUCGGAGUCAGUGUGGCUGGUGGCGCCGCUGGUGGCUAAGCUGCCAGCCGCCGUGCAGGGCCGCGUCCUCAAGCAGGCUGGGCAGAUAUUGGAAAGCGGGUGGGGCGCAGGUUGCAGCGGCAGCUGCUCUAGCGGCAGUGGGGGCGGAGGCGGGUCACACCGCGACUGCAAGAGCCACCAGAGCCCCAGCUAUAAAGGGGCUUCCAGCGGCGGCGGCGGCAAGCGCGGCGUGGCGGGCGGCGCGUGCGGCGGCGCGUGCCAGUGCGGCGGCGGCAGCGCCGUGCGCCUGGCCAACGAGCCGCUGCUGUCGCUCGUGCUCACCUGCCUGCGGCAUCAGGACGACCAGAAGGAACAACUGCUAAGCUCGAUCCACGCGCAACUCCAACACUACUUGACGCAUGCGCGGGACCACGAGCGGUCCGCCUGCAACGACACUUGGCAAGACGACGCGGCGCCCGAGGCUUUACAACUGAGAUUCUCCCUCGCCGGAGGAAUGUUCGACGCCAUACGACGUUCCUACCAGCUCACCUCCGACUGGGCUGUGUUGUUGACACAACUGGUCGCGCAUCAAGUAGUCGACGCGUAUAACAAUAGUCUGUGUCGCAGCAAUCUGUUCACGACUCUGAUCGACAUGCUUGCUACUCUCAUCCACUCCACGUUGGCCGACGGAGGUGACGACAACAACCGGAAGCAUUACCAGAACCUGAUGAAGAAGCUGAAGAAGGAAAUCGGGGACCGACACGGACCCUCCGUGCAGAGCGUCCGACAGCUACUGCCGUUGUCCAAGAAUACUAUCAUUGAGGUUAUUGCGUGUGAACCACUCGGAUGCCUGGUAGAUCAGAAAGGGAACAAAAUUACUGGCUUUGACAGUGACAAGAAACAGGGUCUUCGGCUAACGGACAAGCAGCGUGUAUCGAGCUGGGAGCUGGUGGAGGGCGGGCGGAACCCCGCGCCGCUGUCGUGGGCCUGGUUCGCCGCCACCAAGGUCGAGAGGAAACCCAUGACUUAUGAGAACGCCCACAGACUCCUGAAGUACCACACUCACAGCCUAGUGAAACCCCUCAAGUACUACUUAGAGCCUCUGCCCCUACCACCUGAGGAGUUGGAGAGCGCAGAAUGCAAGCAGGAGCCCGGCAGCCUCGAGUGCAGCCCCACCGGCGCCGGCAAGGGCCGCUCGCGACCCGCACCCUGCAAGAAGAUCAAGAAGCAGAAACCCACCACUCCCACGAGCGGCACGCCUGUGGCGGGCGCGAAUGGCGCGGCUCCGGGCAUGGUGCCUGCGCAGCCGCAGCAGCCGCAGUUCAUGCAACAGCAGCAGCAGUGGUUCCCUCCGCCCGGGCAGAACUACUACACGCCGCAAGCCGGCGUAAGUCCACGUGGUGUGGUCCCCCCAUCCAACACGCAAUCAAAACAAGCGCUCAGCAACAUGCUGAGACAGAGGUUGCCCUUCAACCAGAUGAACCAGAUGCAGCAAAGCAGCGGCUACCCCGGCGCACCGCACCCCCGCGGUCCGUUCCCUCGGCAGGGCAUGCGGCAGAUGCAGCCUAACCAAAUGGGACAGAUGCAACCCAAUCAAAUGAACCCAAUGGGCGCAAUGGGUGGCAUGGCGCCUAUGAACCAAAUGAGCGGCGUCCAAAUGGGUCCUGGACAGAUGGGCGCAGGACAGAUGUCCGCCGGUCAGAUGGGCGGCGGACAGAUGGGCGCUGGACAGAUGAGCGCCGGGCAGAUGGGCGCGGGACAGAUGAGCAGCAUGGGCGGACAGAUGUUCGCCGGACAGUACGGAGGCAUGCAGCAGAGUUACGGCGGGUACGGACAGCAGAUGAUGCAAGGUGGCCAACAGCAGAUGAUGAAUCAGGGAAUGGGUCAAAACGUCAACCAAAUGGCGCAACAAGUUAACCCAAUGGCGCAGAACGUCAACUCGAUCGGCCAAAACGUGGGUCAAAUGAACCAGGGGGUCGGUCAAGGGGGCCAGAUGCCCCAGGGCAUGGGGCAGAUGAACCAAGGGAUGGGUCAGAUGCAACCCAUGGGCCAGAUGGGCCAAAUGGUCCAAGGAGGCGGUAUGGGUGGGAUGAACAACCAAACUGGCGCGAUGGGCCCGCAAGGAGGCAACGCCAUGGGCGGCUUCCCUGGACAACAGUCAUUCCAACAGAACAUGAUGGGUGGUCGUGCGAGUCAAGAGGCGUACAUGGCGCAGCAAAGACAGAAUGCACGCCCUCAGUACAAUAUGCAGGCACCGAAUGUAACAAUGGGUGGCAUGGGCGGCCCUGCGCCCCCCUACCCGCGCGGCAUGCAGCCGCAACAGAGCGCGCAGUACCAACAAAUGACGCAACAACAGCGCCUGCGUCAACAACAGAUGUUGGCCAUGCAACAACAAGGCCCUCUCGUACAACACCUCCAGCGACAACAAUACCAACCGCCAUAUUAGAUCCCGCCAUUUUACUUGACAGUUUUUUUUUUGUAUUGGAUUGGAUAUCUGGAAUUAUUCAUUUCACAUAAAUUAUGAUUCAAUAGGGAGGCGAAGGUGAAGCUGUAUAGAUGGCGCUCUAAGCGUUGGUCCUAACCUAUCCCACCACUUAUAUAAUAUUAUAUAAGUAUAUUAAUAUAAUAUUCUUUUAGUUUAGUAUAUAUUAUGUUGUGGAUAUCUAUAACUAUAAUAGUAAUCUACGAUACCAUUUUUUUGUGGUAUGACGCGCCGUUUGGAACAUCGUGGUCACUUCUAAUUAUACACACGACAAAUAGACUUUUUAUAAUUUUACAAUGACUUUUUUGUUAAUUUUCCGUGGCAUUGAUCUUAGGUUGCUUAGGCACCAGAGCGCCUAGCUAGACGCCAUCUGUCGGGAGAAAUUGUUCCAUCGCCUACCCAUUAAACAUUUAGAGGCUACCCACAAUUUCUAAUGUGAGCAUAAGUUAUUCCUUCGUUCUCAUAAAAGAAACCUCGCCUAUUAAAAUUAUUUUAUUUGUAUACUGAUAUUGACGAAUUUAAAUACCAAAUCCGGCAUUUGAUAAUGCGUUCCAUUUAUUUAUAUAUCUUGAACGCGGGAAUUGUGUUUCCUAGGACAGUUACAUUUUGUAUUUAUAUUUUAUUUUUAGAAGUAAUAUUGUUUUUGACGAUAUUAAGUAAAAAUAUAGAAUAUUGUAAACAAUCUUAGAAUGUGUUAAAUCAAUCAUUUUACUUUGACUAAACGCAUAUAGGUGAUUUGUAAUGAAUAGCUAAGAAUAAUAAUUAUAAGACAUAGUUAUUUGUAUUAUUUUAAUAUGUAAAGUUAAGACUAAAUUAUGUACAUAUUGCAACGUAAAUAUAUUAUAGAUCCAU